Molecule: messenger RNA, 858 nt
Organism: Ostrea edulis (European flat oyster)
Lineage: Eukaryota; Metazoa; Mollusca; Bivalvia; Ostreida; Ostreidae
Exons: 2
Coding region: 1-858 (285 amino acids)
Biological process (GO): chromatin remodeling
Cellular component (GO): nucleus
Source: RefSeq, a predicted model, not a curated record
AUGGCAGUAUCAUCUACAGAAUCAACGAUAGGCGGUGCUGAUAGACUUCAGAGAUCUGUCGGUAACGUCUCCGGCUUGGCCCCCUCUCAGGUGUGGGGGGCAGGGUCGGGCCAUUGCGGCAAAUCCAGCAAGUGCCUGAAGAGGUUUAGAGUGGGCUCUCUCAAUGUGAACACCCUGAGAGGAAGAGUAUGCGAGGUGAUGGAAACACUCUCUCGCCGAAGAAUUGAUGUUGGUUGUGUGCAGGAAACCGGAUACCGAGGUGGACAGUGUCGCACUAUCAAGGGCAAGGAUUCGAAGUACAAGCUCUUCUGGUCUGGAAAUGACAAUGGUAUGGCUGGGAUGGGAGUGUUCUUGGCUGAGGAGUGGAUCGAGAAGGUUUUUGAGGUGCAGCGUGUCUCUGAUAGGAUCAUCCUAGUGAAGCUUGUGGUCGGCCAGCGUGUGCUCAUGACUGUCAAGAUCCCGGCAUCUGACUUCCUCAUCCCAUACGGAGAUUGGAAUGACCAUGUUGGUAGUAUUGGCACCGGAUUCAGAGAAGUGCAUGGUGGUCUAGGGUAUGGCAGGCCAGAUCCUGAUACAGAAGGUGAGAGGAUCUUGGACUAUGCACAGGCUUUUGAUCUCGUUGUCGGCAACACUUGCUUCAAGAAACGUGACAGCCACCUAGUGACAUACGAGUCUGGAGGCGCAGCUACACAGAUUGACUUCAUCCUGUUUCGUAGGAACAUGCGCAAACUUGUCACAGAUGUGAAGGUAAUCCCUGGUGAGGAACUUGCUCUACAACAUCAGCUCCUAGUUUGUGACAUAUUGAUUGACAUGCCAACCAAAGCCAAGCACAAGUUCAUACCUCGCCUAAAAGUCUGA